Messenger RNA from Alternaria ventricosa, 411 nucleotides. RefSeq lists its product as uncharacterized. Gene Ontology annotation, biological process: mitochondrial respiratory chain complex IV assembly. Bases 1 to 411 code for a protein of 136 amino acids. The transcript has a single exon. NCBI's taxonomy places the organism in Eukaryota, Fungi, Ascomycota, Dothideomycetes, Pleosporales, Pleosporaceae. Gene Ontology annotation, cellular component: mitochondrial matrix. The record is from RefSeq and is a predicted model, not a curated record.
AUGCCUCCGCACCUCCACCCGCGGUCGCGCAUGACGACUUCACUCUUUGGAACGACGCUCAUGGUCUCAUUCCUCGUCGUCGCCGCUCCACAUCUGAUACCCUGCCCGGUCGACCCUCGCACACUCGCCGAUUCCGCAGACCCCACAGGAGAGAACAGGCGGAGACGGCGGCGGAGAGUGCCGGAAGACGAAAGCUGUAAUGGCGUCAUGAGCGAGGAGCGGAGGAGGCAGCGCCUGAUCGAAGAGAAAUUGGCGGCGAAGAGGGAAUGCCCAGUGCCCAAGCCUGGUGGUCUGAUUGGGCAGGUGCUGGGUGUACAAGAUGACGAGGGCAAAGAAGAGCAACAACUGACCAUCUUGCAACGAGUCGAGAAGAUGGUGUGCAAGCCCCGGGGAAAGAACGACAAUCAAUAA